CGGCCGUUUCUAUAUCAAUUUUACACCGACGUGUUUGGUUUACCAUCAUAUUUUGUGAUGUAUUCAUACAAAUAUAAACAGAAGAAUUAACUAAGAAAAAUAUAUUGUUCGAAGGGUCGAAAUAUAGGCCUAGUCAAGAUAAAUUAGCCAUUUCAUGAUGCUUUAUACUUAUCUUAGCAACUCUAUUAUUGACAAUUUUUUUGCGUAAUACAUGAUACCGAGAAAACGUGCAUUUUAUUAUUGGUUAUAAUAGUAAUAAUAACACCAUGAUAACUAAAUUAAAUGUAAAUUCAAUAAUUAGGAGUCAUUAUUAAUCAAUUGAAUUUAAGUGAUAUUUCACGAAAUAUGUAUAUUGCGCACUAUACUGAUACAUUAGUUUCUGUAAUAGCCUGACUUUUAAUUAAGAAAAGGAUGCGUCAUUAAGAAAACCACAAUAUGUACAUGUUAUCUAAAUAAGGACUAAAAAUAAUACAUAAUGUAAAAUAAGAUUUGGCAAAGCAAAGAAGUAUCUAUGUAUUACAACUGUGUUUGCUUAUAAGUCAUGAAGGCUACCUCUGUAAAACCUUGAAAAUAAUAUCUACUAAUCUAUGGUUUUGGAUAAUAUGAUUUGCCUUAAAACACAAACUACGAUGGCUGACAACACAGAAAGUGAACAGUAUCCGCUUCACAAAUGUAUCUUUCAAGGGGACAUUAAAACUUUGAGUUCAUUAAUCAGAACUCACAGUCUCAGUCAAAAAGAUAAACAAGGAAAUACACCUCUACACUUAGCUGUAAUGUUAGGAAGAAAAGAAUGUGUUCUGUUAUUACUCGCCCAUGGUGCACCUGUCAAGGUUAAAAAUUUAGCCGGAUGGAGUCCUUUGGCAGAAGCUAUCAGUUACGGAGACAGGCAAACUAUAUCAUCUUUAGUAAGAAAAUUAAAACAACAAGCAAGAGAACAAAUGGAGGAAAGAAGGCCAAACUUAAUAGCUGCUUUACAUCAAAUGGGUGAUUUUUAUAUGGAGUUAAAGUGGGACUUUCAAAGUUGGGUGCCUCUACUAUCAAGAGUAUUACCAUCAGAUAUAUGUAGGAUAUAUAAAAGUGGAGCGUCAAUUAGAAUGGAUACUACUCUUGUAGACUUUAAUGAUAUGAGAUGGGAAAGAGGUGACAUAUCGUUUAUUUUUAAUGGAGAUAAAAAACCUGGCAAAUCUUUGACUAUCCUUGACAAUAAGGCUAAACUUUAUCAGCGUUUGAGAUACGAAGAGACAGAGAUUGAAAUUGAAAAUGAAGUUGACAUUCUUAUGUCUAGCGAUAUAAUGGCUACUCAAAUGUCGACCAAAGGUAUAACUUUUACAAGAGCUCAAACUGGAUGGAUUUUUAGAGAAGAUAAAAGGGAAAUGGUAGGACCUUUUACAGCUGAUUUUUAUCAAAUUAAUGGUAUGGUAUUAGAAAGUAGAAAGAGGCGAGAACAUUUGAGCGAAGAAGACUUGCAAAAGAACAAAGCUAUUAUGGAAUCCCUUACGAAAGGAAAUUCGCAAGGGUUUGCAAACGACGAUCCUCCUAUGAGAAGAGCAUCGUUAAAUCCACCUCCAGAGUCAAAUAUUACAUGGGAAGAAUACAUACUUGAACCUCCAGGACAAUGUCCUCUUUUAGGAAGGAAUAUGGUUUAUAAAGAAAAUAGUAAGCCUUUCAAAGCAACUGUCGCUAUGAGUCCAGAUUUUCCACUGACUGUAGAUAUGCUACUGAAUGUUCUGGAAGUUGUAGCACCAUUUAAACAUUUUAACAAAUUAAGACAAUUUGUUCUGAUGAAAUUGCCUCCUGGUUUUCCUGUGAAAAUCGAUAUACCUAUUUUACCUACUGUUACGGCUAAAAUAACGUUUCAAGAGUUUUCCUUUCGUGACGACGUUGAUCCAGAGUUGUUUCAAGUACCAUCGGAUUAUUUCAAAGAUCCUAUGAGAAACAAAAAAAUAAUAAAAUGAAAGAUUGAAAAAAUAGACAGAAAACAAAGACUAAAUUAAAAAAAAUGCCAUGCGUGUUUCAUCAUCAAAAUGCUAAUAAUAAAUAAUUUUUGGUAUUUUGAGAAUUGUGUGCGGAGAAACGUCUAAAUAAAAUAACGACAUUGACGUCCACGUGGAAAGGUUUUGGAAAUAUCUACUAUCAUCAAAUUUAUUUUCUAUUAAAUCCGAAAGGCAUAUGAGAAUCGGGAAAAAUGAAUUCAAACGGAGUUGAGAUUUCCACAAAUAGGCUAUUACAUAUACUCUCGAAUUCGAUCAGUCCUUUCAAAUCAAAUAAUCGAUAUCAUAUCGAUUUAGUCGCAUUUCGAGUCACGACCAAACUCAUUCAUAACUUUUGAUAUAUCAAUAUGCAAUCAUUAAGUGAUAGGCCGUCUGUACUACUGCGUAUGUACCUCGAUAUGCAAUAAUUAUGAAUUUAAUAUUUCUUGGUAAAUGAUCAAUCAAAUAAACAUUUUUUUGAAACUGA
Molecule: messenger RNA, 2457 nt
Organism: Polistes canadensis
Lineage: Eukaryota; Metazoa; Arthropoda; Insecta; Hymenoptera; Vespidae
Product: ankyrin repeat domain-containing protein 13C
Cellular component (GO): cytoplasm
Molecular function (GO): protein binding
Source: RefSeq, a predicted model, not a curated record